Molecule: messenger RNA, 728 nt
Organism: Rattus rattus (black rat)
Lineage: Eukaryota; Metazoa; Chordata; Mammalia; Rodentia; Muridae
Product: glutathione S-transferase P 2-like
Exons: 6
Coding region: 147-671 (174 amino acids)
Biological process (GO): glutathione metabolic process
Cellular component (GO): cytosol
Molecular function (GO): glutathione transferase activity
Source: RefSeq, a predicted model, not a curated record
CUGCCAGGAACCUGGUACAUUGAACUCGAAAACGUGAUUCUGGGGCAGUGUGGGAUAUCUGAGGGGUGGAGCCUCGUUGUAAAUAUAAGGCCCCCGGUCACUUCCUUUGUUUCUGCUGAGCUUGCACCACACUGCAUCUGCCCAACAUGCCACCUUACACCAUCAUCUAUUUCCCCUCCCGAGGGCGCUGUGAGGUUAUGCGCAUGCUGCUAGCCGACCAGGGCCAGAGUUGGAAGGAGGAGGUGGUGACCUUGGAUGUUUGGGAGCAAGGCACAUUCAAGGCUUCCUGUCUGUUUGGGCAGAUCCCCAAGUUCCAGGAUGGAAAGCUCACUCUGUACCAAUCGAAUGCCAUCCUACGGCACCUGGGCCGCUCCUUCGGGCUCUACGGCAAAGACCAGCAAGAGGCAGCACUGGUGGACAUGGUGAACGACGGACUGGAAGACGUGUUCAGGCGCAUUGCACGGCACUAUCUCCAUAUCUGUAUCUCCUUCGCCGACUACCGCCUGCUGGAUUUGCUUCUGAACCUAGAGCUCCUGUUCCCUGGUUACUUGAAAGACUUCCCCCUGCUCUCUGCCUAUGUAGCGCGUCUCAAAGCCCGACCCAAGCUCAAGGCCUUCCUGGAAUCUCCUGAGCAUGUGAACCGUCUCCUUGCUGCUUGCAUAAAGAUGUGAGCCCACCUGCCUCCCCCAGCCCACAGCCCAGACCAAUAAAAAAGAUGGCAGGAGCCA